AUGGUAACGCGCACGCGCAACAAAAGUAAAGCGAUAGACAUUCACAACCAUAAUCCUCCUCGCAUAGACAAAAUGAACAAGGUCGAUCCAGAAAUCCGCCAGUUUCUGGAUAUGGAAGCUCAAGUAGACGAAGGAGUCGAUUUGGAGGAAGAUGAAAGUGCGAGGGGAAGGUUCGUCGAAGAGGGACUCGGAGGACUAGUUUAUAUCAACAUCAAAUAA
Molecule: messenger RNA, 219 nt
Organism: Psilocybe cubensis
Lineage: Eukaryota; Fungi; Basidiomycota; Agaricomycetes; Agaricales; Agrocybaceae
Exons: 3
Coding region: 1-219 (72 amino acids)
Source: RefSeq, a predicted model, not a curated record